This is a messenger RNA of Rhododendron vialii, 2068 nucleotides long. RefSeq lists its product as uncharacterized. Bases 370 to 1827 code for a protein of 485 amino acids. NCBI's taxonomy places the organism in Eukaryota, Viridiplantae, Streptophyta, Magnoliopsida, Ericales, Ericaceae. The record is from RefSeq and is a predicted model, not a curated record. The transcript is spliced from 5 exons.
AAGGUGGAAGGUGUGUUUCAAUCUUUUCAAGUUUCAAAGAAAAGAAAAGAAAAAAAAAAAAAGAAGCCUGCUUUUUUGCUUUUCUUUCCUUUCUCUGUAUGUAUGUGGGUUUUGAGGGUAUUUGCCGACGAGAAAGACAACCCACCAGUUUUGUUGCGGCUGUCUGAAGGAGAGAGGCAGAUGGCGACGGGAUCACGCCAUUUUCUCAACUAACGUACGACCAUAAACCCACCCUCCAUCCAUCUAUCCAUACCCACAUCAUUUCUCCAAUCUCUGUCAGAUUUCGAUCCUAGUAUCUUCUUCCUCAGGGCCUUAAGUUUCACAAGUUGCACUACUAGGGGAAUUUACUGCCUCGACGUGAAGAAUCCCAUGGGUUCCAGAUUCCCAUCUCAUAAGCUCAGCAGCGGCCUGUAUGUAUCAGGAAGGCCAGAGCAGCCAAAAGAAAGGGCUCCAACUAUGAGCUCAACUGCCAUGCCUUAUACUGGCGGUGAUAUCAAGAAAUCUGGAGAACUUGGGAAGAUGUUUGAUAUCCCUAUGGAAGGUUCCAAGUCAAGGAAAUCUGGACCUAUGACUGGUCCUCCUUCGAGGACUGGAUCAUUCGGAGGUGCGGCUUCACAUUCUGGACCAAUCUCUAAUGCUGCAGCUAGGGCUGGCUAUACCACGUCCGGUCCUGUAUCAUCUGCAGGCAUUUCUGGUUCAACUUCUAUAAAGAUGUCAAAUUCUGGGCCCCUGAAUAAACAUGGUGAACCCAUAAAGAAGUCAUCUGGCCCUCAACCUGGUGGAGUAGCAUCAGUGUCUCGCCAAAAUUCAGGCCCUUUACCUCCAGUUCUCCCUACAACGGGUCUCAUUACUUCGGGUCCCAUAUCUUCUGGCCCAAUAAGUUCUUCUGGGGGGCCAAGGAAGGUUUCUGGUCCGUUGGACUCAAUGGGGUCUGUCAAAGUACAUGGUUCCUCUGUUGCUCACAACCAGGCUGUGACAACUCUUAGCCAAGAUGAUGAGUAUUCCUUUGGGAGGAACUUCCCAAAGCCAAUCCUCUGGGCAAUAAUUCUUCUAUUUGUGAUGGGAUUCAUUGCUGGUGGAUUCAUUCUCGGUGCAGUCCACAAUGCUAUUCUUCUCAUUGUUGUUGUGGUUUUAUCUGCAAUUGUUGGUGCAUUAUUCACUUGGAAUACUUGUUGGGGAAGAAAGGCCAUCAUAGGAUUCAUUGCUCGUUACCCAGAUGCUGAGCUUAGAAGAGCGAAAAAUGGCGAAUAUGUGAAGGUGUCUGGGGUGGUGACAUGUGGAAAUAUGCCCCUGGAUUCGUCCUUCCAAAAAGUUCCUAGAUGUGUCUAUACUUCUACAAGUUUAUAUGAGUACCGAGGAUGGGAUUCAAAAGCUGCCAACCCUACUCAUCGUCGCUUUACAUGGGGGCUUAGAUCAUCAGAAAGUCAUGUUGUUGACUUCUACAUAUCCGACUUCCAGACUGGGUUGAGAGCAUUGGUUAAGACUGGCUAUGGUGCAAGGGUGACGCCUUAUGUGGAGGAAUCUAUUGUUGUUGAUGUCCACCCUUUAAAUAAAGAUCUAUCUCCAGAAUUCAUGAGGUGGUUGGCAGAGAGAAAUCUUUCGAGUGAUGAUCGAGUAAUGCGACUAAAAGAAGGGUACAUCAAAGAGGGAAGCACGGUUAGCGUUAUGGGAGUCGUUCAAAGGAAUGAUAACGUACUUAUGAUUGUCCCUCCACCAGAGCCAUUGACCACUGGAUGCCAAUGGGCUAAAUGUAUCCUUCCUGCUAGCCUCGAGGGUAUUGUAUUGAGAUGUGAGGAUGCAUCAAAGAUCGAUGUUAUUCCAGUGUAACUAGUGUGUGCAUCGCUAUGUAAAAUACUGCUAGUUUGUUCUCUCCCUAAUAUAUGUGGUGGCAGUAGAAUGAUGAUGAUCGGAAGCAAUUACUGUGGCUGAUGAAGUGUUUCUUCAUAUUUUUGUGCAUAGCUAGUAGGAUAUGUUUCAUUGUUUUCCAUAGAGCUUGGGAAGGUGUUGUAAUGGGAAUGUUUGUGAUUGUAGCAGUGGCGAAAUUUUUAUGAAGCGAAAGGUUGAGUUU